AGUCAGGCGUCAUAUACUGAAGCGCUCGGCGCCACGCGCUUCGACAUGGCUAGAAAUACCGCAUUAAAGUGCUCCACUGUAGUCUUUUGCUGCUGAAAAGCCGGACUGUUGCGCUAAAUUUUGUCGACACUGAGUACCAGAGCCGAGAAGCGUCGGUUAGUGCGGGUCUCUCUCAUCUAGAGGCUUAUUCGCUCUGUGAAGAAAAGUAACUGCGUCUCCGCUCAUCUCAUUGUAGUCGAAGAUGGAGCCACCCGCCGGGACCGGUCUGAAGCUCUUGCUGUGGAUUUUAAGCCACAUCAGCAUCUCUCAGGCAGCUUCUCCAUCAUCCCAAAAAUGUGACGAAACUCUGGUCAGACCACUCCCCCACAAUGCCUUCACCAGCUCCUCUGUGUUCACUAGUGGCUAUGCACCUGGAUACGCCAAGCUAAACAAAAGAGGAGGUGCUGGGGGCUGGUCUCCGCUGGACAGUGAUCAUUACCAGUGGCUGCAGGUCGACCUGGGAAGCAGAAAACAGGUCACAGUCAUCGCCACGCAGGGUCGAUAUAGCAGCUCUGAUUGGACAACACGCUACCGGCUGCUCUAUAGUGAUACAGGCAGGAACUGGAAACCAUACCAUCAAGACGGCAACAUCUGGGCAUUUGCAGGUAACUCCAAUACAGAGAGUGUGGUUCGGCAUGACCUGCAAAACCCGAUUGUGGCCCGUUAUUUGCGCCUCAUUCCUUUAGACUGGACUGAAGAGGGACGGAUCGGCCUCAGGUUCGAGAUCUAUGGGUGCCCGUACUGGGCAGAUGUGAUUAAUUUUGACGGGCAGGGGGUGAUCUCUUACCGCUUCAAAAUGAAGAAGAUGAAAAUUUUGAAGGACGUGAUAGCCCUGAAGUUUAAAACAUCAGAGAGCGAAGGGGUGAUUCUGCACGGAGAGGGGCAACAGGGUGACUACAUUACCUUGGAGUUGAGGAGAGGCCGGCUACUGCUGCAGAUAAACCUCGGCAUCAUGAACUUUUGGAGAGUAUCAUGGCUGACUUUCGGAGGAAUGCCUUAUUCUGGUAAGCCAGUCUCAGGAGGUAGAAGAAACUUCAAAGGCUGUAUGGAAAGCAUCAACUACAAUGGAGAGAACAUCACUGACCUGGCCAGAAGAAAAAAACUGGACUCUUCUAAUUUCCGCAACCUGACGUUCUCCUGCGUGGACACGCACACGUUCCCCGUCUUCUUCAAUGGCACCAGCUUUCUGCAGCUGCCAGGAAGAAGGGACCACAAUAUGGUGUCUGUGGGAUUCCAGUUCCGUACCUGGAACCCCAGCGGCCUGCUCCUGUUCAGCUCCUUGGCAGAUGGAAUGCUAGAAUUGGCUCUAAACGAUGGAAAAGUCACAGCGCACAUUAACGUCACUCAGCAGAAAAACAUGCGCGUGGACAUUGCAUCAGGUUCUGGUCUGAAUGAUGGAGAAUGGCAUGAUGUUCGUUUCCUGGCCAAAGAGAAUUUUGCCAUGCUGACCAUUGAUGGGGACGAAGCAUCAGUUGUGAGAACCAGCUCGCCUGUCCAGAUCACAACAGGAAGCACGUACCACUUUGGAGGUUAUUUUUUAAGAACCAGAGCAUCUCCUGUCCAGCGCUCAUUCCAGGGCUGCAUGCAGCUCAUUCAGGUGGACGAUCAGCUGGCUGACCUAACCACAGUAGAGCAGGGAAGGAUGGGAGCCUUUGAGAACAUCAGCCUGGACAUGUGUGCCAUCAUUGACAGAUGUAUGCCAAACCACUGUGAACAUGGAGGCCGAUGCAGUCAGACCUGGGACGGCUUCACAUGCUCCUGUGAUGGGACGGCAUUGCUGGCUGGUUAUGAGCAGUCCUGUGAGGCCUACAAGCAUUUGGGGAGAUCAUCUGAUUCCUACUGGAUUGACCCAGAUGGAAGCGGACCAUUAGGUCCUUUUAAAGUCAUCUGCAACAUGACAGAGGAUAAGGUUUGGACGACUGUGGUGAAUAACCUACCGGCGCAGACAGCGGUGACUGGCUCCAGCCGGGAGAGACGGCUGGUACUGCAGCUGAACUACAGUGCCUCUGUGGAGCAGGUCACAGCUAUAACCAACAGUGCUGAACACUGCGAGCAGCACGUAGCCUACGCCUGCCGAAUGUCACGCCUACUCAACACACCAGAUGGGACGCCUUACACGUGGUGGGUCGGCCGCGGUAACGAGAAGCACUUUUACUGGGGCGGCUCUGUGCCGGGCAUUCAGAAAUGUGCAUGUGGCAUUGAGCGCAACUGCACCGACUCCAAAUACUACUGCAACUGUGACGCCGACCAGAAGCAGUGGAGGGAUGAUUCCGGGAUUCUGGUAUAUAAAGACCACUUACCGGUCAGCCAAGUGGCUGUUGGGGACACAAAUCGACCCGGCUCAGAGGCCAAGCUGACCGUGGGACCUCUCCGUUGCUAUGGAGACCGAAGCUAUUGGAAUGCUGCAUCAUUCAACACGCCAUCCUCAUACCUGCACUUCUCCACUUUUCAAGGUGAAACGAGUGCUGAUAUCUCCUUUUACUUCAAGACCUCUGCUCCCUAUGGCGUGUUCCUGGAAAACCUUGGAAACAUGGAUUUCAUCCGCCUGGAGUUGAAAUCCCCCACGGUGGUGUCGUUUUCGUUCGAUGUAGGAAACGGGCCGGUGGAACUGAACGUGCACUCUCCUACCCUGCUGAACGAUGACCAGUGGCACCGGGUCAGUGCGGAGAGGAGCAUGAAAGAGGCCAUUCUGCAACUAGACCAGAAAUACCAGGAGGUCAGACCUGCACCUACACAGGGACACACACGCCUGGAGCUCUACAGCCAGCUUUAUGUGGGAAAGCCAGCAUCAUGGGCCUGUCAGGAAAGUGCAGCUGGAGGUCAGAGAGGAUUUCUUGGAUGUAUCCGCUCGUUGAAGAUGAACGGGGUGACCCUUGACUUAGAAGAGAGGGCAAAAGUCACUCCUGGUGUAAAACCUGGCUGUUCGGGUCACUGCACCAGUUUUGGGAUGUAUUGCCGUAAUGGCGGCAAGUGUGUGGAGAAAUACAACGGCUAUUCCUGUGACUGCUCCACCACUGCUUAUGAUGGGCCUUUCUGUUCAAAAGAUGUUGGUGGUUACUUUGAGGCAGGAACACUGGUCAAGUAUAAUCUGGUACCUGAAGUGGUCGCUGCAGCUUCCAGCCUGGAUGAGAAGAGCGUAAUCCACAACCUUCCUGUCGAGACCAACCUGACACGUGAAGAUCUGACCUUCAGCUUCAGCACCUCCACUUCACCCAGCCUUCUGGUCUAUGUCAGCUCGAAAACCCAGGAUUACAUGGCCGUGGUGCUCCGUCAAAAUGGUUCCCUGCAGCUGCGGUACAACUUGGGUGGUCUCAGAGAACCCUUCAGUAUUGACAUUGACCAGAGGAACUUGGCCAAUGGGCAGCCCCACACCGUCAACAUCUCGCGGGUGGAGAGAGACAUAGAAGUGCAGCUGGAUCAUUAUCCUCCCUUCAGCUACACGCUGCCUGAAGCCUCAGACACGCAGUUCACCCUGGUCAAGUCACUCUUCCUGGGUAAAGUCUUUGAAACCGGUUACAUCGAUCCGGUGCUUAUAGAAAAAUACAACACACCCGGGUUUGUGGGUUGCCUGUCCAGAGUGCAGUUCAACAGCAUUGCUCCUCUGAAAGCCGCUCUCAGGUCCCGUGGUUCUGCACCCGUCUCACACCAAGGUAAACUGGUGGAAUCCAACUGCGGAGCAUCACCCCUCACGAUCCCCCCCAUGUCUGCUGCAACCGACCCGUGGCACCUAGACGCAGGUGCUGAUUUCCCCUUCAAUGAGGAAAGAGUGAUACCGGAUGGAGUAAAUAGGAAUUCAGCUAUAAUAGGGGGUAUCAUAGCAGUGGUGAUCUUCACUAUUCUGUGCACGCUGGUGUUUCUGAUCCGGUACAUGUUCCGCCAUAAAGGCACCUACCACACCAACGAGGCCAAGGGGGGAGAGUCGUCAGAGUCAGCCGACGCGGCCAUUAUCGGCACCGAGCCCAAUUUCACAGAGACCAUCGACGAAAGCAAGAAAGAAUGGUUCAUAUAAUGGGCGUGUACAGACUCUUUCCGAAUCUUUUUUUGAGUAUCAGAACUAAUGUUUUGGGAUCAAGCUCAUCACCAGUUUGAGAAACUGUCCUGUACAUAGUGACUGGCUUGUCUCUUUCUAUUGUGUUUUGGCAGAAGUCUUUUAAGUGUGUAAUCUCUGGAUCACAUGUUAAUAAAUCAUUUCACUAUGUGUUUUUUUUUUUACAGAAACAUAAUUAUUUGCCAAAAUCCUCUUUUAUGGAAAAUUGUAAUGUAAGUUUAAUAAUUUUCUUCACGUGUUCUUUUGCUUAAUCUUACAAAAAUCCUCAUGUGGAAAAUGUUUAGACAGACUGUAAUUGUUAAAUGCUCUAUAUGAAUAUUUUUAUUUAAUUUAUUGCACCAAUGACAGAGAUAUAAU
Messenger RNA from Sinocyclocheilus anshuiensis, 4444 nucleotides. RefSeq names its product contactin-associated protein-like 2. NCBI's taxonomy places the organism in Eukaryota, Metazoa, Chordata, Actinopteri, Cypriniformes, Cyprinidae. The record is from RefSeq and is a predicted model, not a curated record. The transcript is spliced from 26 exons. Bases 242 to 4048 code for a protein of 1268 amino acids.